Messenger RNA from Leptinotarsa decemlineata (Colorado potato beetle), 1546 nucleotides. It is a transcript of the gene Octalpha2R, whose product is annotated as alpha2-adrenergic-like octopamine receptor. Gene Ontology annotation, biological process: G protein-coupled receptor signaling pathway. Gene Ontology annotation, molecular function: G protein-coupled receptor activity. The record is from RefSeq and is a predicted model, not a curated record. Gene Ontology annotation, cellular component: plasma membrane. Lineage: Eukaryota; Metazoa; Arthropoda; Insecta; Coleoptera; Chrysomelidae.
CUACCAAACGCGACGUUUUUAGCUGCUAUGGAUGGAAUCUUUUUCCUGGUCGACAAUACAACGGGAAACGGAUCAAAUACGACAGUUGCCGUACCUCAUUAUCCCAGCGGUUACACUCUUCCACAAAUCGUGGUGGCAUCCAUUGUGGUGACCCUGCUCAUGAUUGUUGUGGUGGUCGGAAAUAUGUUGGUGAUAAUAGCGAUAACAACGGAAAAAGCAUUGAAAAAUAUUCAGAACUGGUUCAUAGCGUCUUUGGCCGUAGCUGACUUUUUUCUUGGAUUAGUUAUAAUGCCGUUUUCAUUAGCAAAUGAGUUGAUGGGAUACUGGAUUUUCGGAGCUUGGUGGUGCGACGUUCACUCUGCCAUGGAUGUUCUUCUGAGUACGGCUUCAAUCAUGAAUUUGUGUCUAAUUUCCUUAGAUCGAUACUGGAGCAUAACGCAGGCAGUGGAAUAUCUAAAGAAGCGAACGCCAAUUAGAGCCAUAGUGAUGAUCACCGCUGUUUGGUUGCUUUCGGCGGUUAUUUGCAUACCUCCGCUACUAGGUUGGAAAGUGGAACGAACCGCUGAUGAGCAAUAUCCGAAAUGCCAGCUCAGCGAAGAACUAGGCUACGUGCUCUAUUCAGCUCUUGGGUCCUUCUAUAUCCCUUCCUGUAUAAUGGUAUUUGUCUAUAUCAGGAUAUACUAUGCCGCAAAAGCACGAGCUCGUCGAGGAAUCAGAAAACCUCCCCGGCGGCAAGCACAGGAUGCAGUAACGUGUUUCUCAAACAGCCCUGGGGUAGCAAAAAAUGGCAGUGGAGGAGAUACUCCCGCAGGGGGAUCGAUGGUGGAUAGAAAUAGUAACACAUCGCCGCGGGACGGCGAAAGACAGAUCGCCACGAUCGAAGCCCACCCCAAGCCCAUCGCUAUCCCAACAGUAACUUGUGAUUUGGCGUCGGACAUAUCCACCAGUGAUAACGCCGAAAAUGCAGGGACGGAACCUCAAGAACAGAAGGAUACACUGAAAGUGUUCAGUGCAGGUGUACCUCAGGUGAUGCGGAAUCCCCUGGCGCAGUGUCAAUUUCGCGGUUCAACGUUGUCCGUAAACGGUGAGCUUCAACAACAAGCAGCAGCGUUUGCCAGGAGCCGUCAGCCGUCGAUGGGCAUCGACACAGACAUGGUUAGCGAGUUCGACCCGAGCAGCUCCGACUCGGGCGUGGUGGCCCAAUGUACAGCAGUGAAACCUCUGAAGUUGAGACUCUGUAAGCCGAUUUUCGGCCGUAGUAAAAAUACCAAAAAUCGUAGCAAAACUGAGGAGAAGACGUCUCAGAAAGUGUCCUCGCCUAGUGAAAAAGUGGUACUAGAACAUAUUGUGCCGCGAGUGCAAAAACCCAGGGACCCAGAACGUGAAAAACGAAGGCUAGCUCGGAAGAAAGAGAAGAGAGCUACGCUGAUUUUGGGGCUUAUCAUGGGGUCUUUCAUAGCGUGUUGGCUGCCUUUCUUCUUCAUGUACAUAUUGAGGCUGGCCUACGAUAUUCCCGGAUUCGCCUUCUCGACGGCCUUUUGGCUCG